GAGCAAGUGCGCAUGCGUCACCGCGGGCCGCGCAGGUUGAGAACAUGGCCGCCAGGUCUCUGUGGGCGGUCCGGUGGCGAGUGCGGCGCCUCCUGGCCCCAAGUGCCGCGUCCGAUAGCAGGGUAUGGCUGUAUCUAUUCAGCACUGCCACCCAGAGAACUGCUGGCGAGGACUGCAGCUCUGAGGAGCCUCCCGAAGAGCUCGGGCCCUCUCUUGCUGAAAGAACCUUACGGCUAAAAGCUGUUAAACUGGAGAAGGAAGUUCAAGAUUUAACAAUGAGGUACCAGAGAGCUGUAGCUGAUUGUGAGAACAUACGAAGACGAACCCAGAGAUGUGUGGAAGAUGCCAAAAUAUUUGGAGUGCAGAGUUUAUGUAAGGACUUGGUGGAGGUGGCAGACAUUUUGGAGAAGACUACAGGGUGCAUUUCUGAAGAAACAGAGCCUCGGGACCAGAAGCUUACUUUGGAGAAGGUCUUCCAAGGGUUGUCACUUUUAGAAGCAAAGCUGAAAAGUGUAUUUGCCAAGCAUGGCCUGGAGAAGAUAACUCCCAUCGGUGACAAAUAUGACCCUCAUGAGCAUGAACUCAUCUGUCACGUGCCAGCUGGCGUCGGGGUGCAGCCAGGCACCGUGGCAUUAGUAAAACAAGAUGGCUACAAACUUCAUGGCCGCACCAAUAGACUUGCCCGGGUGGAAGUGGCAGGGGAGUCUCACAGAAGACUGUGAACGGGCCAUCGGGAACCAGAUGUUCUCCCAGAGUGCAGUCACCUGUGUUUCCUUUAUUUAUUAAACUAGGUUUGUAUUGUACAUGAGGUACUUCAUGUGAUCUGUUUUGGAUUUAGUCAUAUUGGCUUUAUUUCUAAGAUAGCAUAUUGAUUUAAUGUGACCUAUUUGGUCUCAUCAGAAGUCUUGCCACUUGGCAUUUGAACAAUGUGACAAAUGUUCUGUGGCCUUGAUCAAAAUAUGUUUACAAAAAUUAUUUUUAAAUUGGUACUCUGAUGACUUAAGAAUCCAAAAUCCUUUUAGCUAUGUGUUUUCAACUAAAUGUUCUUUUUCAAUCGUCCUUAUAACAAGACUUGUAUAGCAUCUUGUGUUUUUUGUGGAACAGGAAACGGUAGGGUUUGGUUUAACAUUUAGGAAUUUAGUCGAUAAAAGCUUAAUAGUUGUGUGAGUUUAGAUUAUUUGGAUUGUUUUGUAUACACUUGGAUUUCCAGGACUUUUUGGUUUUGGUAUUUUCUUUGUAGUCAUCUUUUGUUAUUACUGUCCCAGCUAAGUAGGCUUCACGUUCUCCUGCCAUCUCCACCCCUUUCCAGUUCCCAGCUACAAAGGCUAAAAUCCCAGAUGAGACCUGAAAGGCAGGGAGCAUCCAGAAAUUCAAGAUACCCAGGUUUAUUUCAAACAAGGAUGACCAAGAGACCUUGUGCUGUCUUAGCUCUGAGUUGUCUUCAACUUAUUUUCAGACUCCCAGGUAUAGAAUGAUUUCUGGUGAAGUGAAGCAGCACUAGCAGUUAAUGACUCACCUGGGUCUGUAUGGUAAUUUAUUAUGAUUCUCAUUCCAGCAACGCUGACUUCUGUACUUUGUGUGUAAUUUUCAUUAUGAUCCUUUAUUAGAUUAUAGGAGGGAGAAGAGUGUGAUGAGGACAAAUGUUAGGUUGCCAUGAUUUCCCAUUUUAUUUCAUUAUACUCAAGCGUUUUUCUUUUUUUUCCUGUUUAAUUGGUACUCACAAAUCACUACCUCUUUUACAUGGACAAGCUUUAUUUUCUAGUUUUUGUUGUCUGUCUUAAGUCACAUUUGUUUAAACAUCCACUCUCCUUUUAUGUAUUACUCUCUUAGAGUU
This is a messenger RNA of Tupaia belangeri chinensis (Chinese tree shrew), 1834 nucleotides long. RefSeq names its product GrpE like 2, mitochondrial (gene GRPEL2). The transcript has 4 exons. NCBI's taxonomy places the organism in Eukaryota, Metazoa, Chordata, Mammalia, Scandentia, Tupaiidae. Gene Ontology annotation, cellular component: PAM complex, Tim23 associated import motor. Gene Ontology annotation, molecular function: protein homodimerization activity; protein-folding chaperone binding; adenyl-nucleotide exchange factor activity. The record is from RefSeq and is a predicted model, not a curated record. The coding region runs from base 45 to 722 and encodes 225 amino acids. Gene Ontology annotation, biological process: protein folding; protein import into mitochondrial matrix.